CUGGCGUGCUCUAAAUUUACGGUUUUCUGAGGGAGUGGGUCCAAGACGUAAACCGAUUCAAAGUCAGUUUAGUGGCGAACCGCUAGCGGUUUGUAGUUUGUCGUCACGAGAAGUACUUCCUGCUAAAAAAAAGGGCCCAAAAGUAAACAGAAAUCGAGGUUGUGGCUGAGAAAUGUGUCGAAUGUGUUGGUCAGUUAGCGUAUUUUAACGGCCGUGCUGCUGAAAUAAACCCGGAAUUCGCGGGAAAAGAUGAACGACCAAGAAAAGAUGGAGAUGGUGUUGUUCCGGUUGCCCGGACACGGGGACGUGACCCUGAAGCACAUGAACUUACUCAGGUCUCGCCAACAUUUCUGUGACAUCACCAUCGUGGCCAGCAACAAUCAGACAUUCAAAGGACAUAAGGUGGUGCUCGCUGCCUGUUCGCCCUUCCUGAGGGAUCAGUUCCUCCUGAACCCGUCACGCAGGCUCCACGUCUCGAUGCUAUACAGCUCCUCGGUGGUGUGUGAUUUGCUGCUGUCGUGCUACACUGGUUUCCUGCAGUUCAAUCCAGAGGAGAUAGUCAACUAUUUAACUGCUGCUAGCUACUUUCAAAUGGAGCACAUCGUGGAGCGCUGCAGAGGGGCGCUGGAGAAGUACGUUCAGCUAAAGGACCUCAGCCCAACAAAGCUGGCUGAGGAGGAAUGUCAGACGCGACCGGUUGUCAUCAGCGGGAAUGUUCAUUCUGUUGCAUCACCUCCCCCCUCUCGACUCUCCCCCAUGCAGCAGCACAGCCCUGCUGUCCUCUCGGUGGGGGACAACAGCGAAGCCUCUGCUCAGGACAGCACUCAACACCAUGACAGUCCUGUCCUAGAGGACAAUUUUAUUAGGAUUAACGCAUCGGAUGAGGAGGAGGAGGCCAGGCAGGAAGACUACAACUCAUUCAGAAUGUGCGUCUCUGAAGAGGAGCAGGCGAACCGAGAGCGGGAGGCUGAGAACGGAGGCUCCUUUGAUGUCCCUGGGGACGUUUGUUUCCCAGAGACGGGUGGACUUGUUAUUGCUGCAGAUGGGCGGGAAUACGACUUAAAUGCAGCAGAAGAUCUUAGUUUGGCGGGUCUUUCGGCUGAGGGCCUUCGUGUGAUCCGGCGCAGGUUGUACGACCCUAAAAUUGGUCGUGGCAGAGGGAGGGGUCGAGGUCGGGGUUUGAAGAGGAGACGGUGGGCGUUGUCUCCGGAGAAGAGGCUGCCCAGUAUAGCUCACCAUCAGGACUUGUGGUUCCUUGCAGCUGGUGGACUGGGAGCUAAUUUAGGUCUGGACUACAGCCAGGAGGAGCUGAAGGCCGCAGGAAGUUUAGUUUCAGCGGAAUUUCCCCGGUUAGACUUGAGUUUGAGCAACGCUCACGGUGAGAGGCUCUCGCCCGUCACUGCCAACGGUGUGAAUCAGUUUUCUCUCGAGGAUUCCGGUGCUGGUGAGGGAAGUUCAGGUUUGACGGCUGUUGGAGGGAACGAGGGAGAGGAUGAGUCUGUUGCUGUGGUGGAGUCUACCUCCAGCGCGUCCGGCCCCAUCAUUUGCGAGCACUGUGGCCUGACUUUCCCCUCGGCUCACUCCCUGGCCAUCCACUCCCGCUCCACUCACCUGCUGUACAUCUGCCCCUGCUGUGGCAAACACUUCCACCACGCCACCAACCUGACCAGACACAUGGCCGUGCACCGAGGGGCUGGCAAGGCCCACCAGUGCCCCCUCUGCUACAAGACUUUCACCCAGAAGUCCACGCUGAUAGACCACAUGAACCUCCACAGCGGGGAGCGGCCACACCACUGCGCCUACUGCCAUGCCCGCUUUGCUCACAAGCCUGCUCUACGGCGCCACCUGAAGGAGCAGCAUGGUAAAACCACAGGGCAGAACUCGCUGCACGAGCAGGAGGAAAGGGAGAGGGCGAGAGGAGUCGUUGAGAUGGUACGGGAGGAGGAUCAGGAAUGCCGGGUUGCUGAACAAGUGUCCUAGGUCCAAAGCUCUUCAGCUCGCUGCGGUCACACCUGCUGUUGGCAGAGUCACGGUGUUAAAGUGCUAAAUUCAUUCAGAAGCCUUUAAAUAUUUAAAACUCAUUUGUACAUCAUAACAACGAUGAAUGAAUGAAUCUUUACUGUCAAGGAAACACGUUCAGCUAAAUUAGAUGCAGUCCCUCCCUGCGGAGUUCAAAGUGGUAGAAAAUAAAAGUUGAUGUGAAAAGAUAAAAACAAAGUGAAUCUAUAUAUUUUAGGUCAUUUUUUAGCCUGUUGGCUGUUUGUGUGUUUGAGCUGUGAACAUGAAUAAUAGGAAGACUCCGAAACCAAAGUGGAUAAGUCAGAAUUUUUUACAUUUAUCAUUUUAAGGUAUUUGAAUGUUUUUAAAUGUCAUGUAGUUCAAUGGAUUUUAUUUUGAAUUAUACAUUUUUAACAUGUUUUUGUAUAAUAAAUGAGCACAUCUACAAAAAUAUUGUCAAGUGUUACUAACAUAAAAUAGAUGUGGUGCAAAAAUGGUGCAAAAUGUUUUUGAACCAUUCUAUCAAACAUGAGACUGAUCUGCUGCACAACGCUGCAUCAGUUGAGAGUUGCACAAGUUGAAUCGUGCGUGCAAAUUUUUUCAGUUUUUGGUGGUGAGAUUUAUCAGAUCUAAACAUUUACGUGGAAGUUUGCACCAUUUAGAACAUCUAGAAUAAUUACUGUAGAAAUACAAGAAACCCAGACAAGGAAAAAAAGUCAUCAGUAAUUUGCUGCCUGUCAGUCUGAGGAAAAGUUGGUUCGUUUUCAAUAUUCCUUGGGCGAGACACUUAACCCGCCUUGCCUGCUGGUGGUUGUCGGAGGGGCCGAUGGCACCAGUGUUCAGCAGGCCUCGCCUCUGUCCGUGUGCCCCAGGGCAGCUGUGGCUCAUCGUCCGUGUGUGAAUGGGUGGCUGACUGAUUGUGUUGUGAAGCACCUUGAGGGGUUGUAGAACCCUAAGAAGGCACUAUACGAAUACGAGACAUUUACUCCCAGGAGUAAAAGUUCCAUUAAAGUCAUUCCUAGGUCAGAGGUAAGACUGCGACUCACAGGAAGUCUCAACAGGUCUGGUUUGACAAAUAGUUCUGCAUGGUUUAGGUUUGCUUGCAUCUUAAUAAACCCCAAGUUUUUUUGGAACAAUGUUCUGUAAAUAAAAGACACAGAGAUGUUUA
Nothobranchius furzeri (turquoise killifish) is the source of this 3166-nucleotide messenger RNA. RefSeq names its product zinc finger and BTB domain-containing protein 12. Gene Ontology annotation, molecular function: DNA-binding transcription factor activity, RNA polymerase II-specific; protein binding. Gene Ontology annotation, cellular component: nucleus. The record is from RefSeq and is a predicted model, not a curated record. NCBI's taxonomy places the organism in Eukaryota, Metazoa, Chordata, Actinopteri, Cyprinodontiformes, Nothobranchiidae. Gene Ontology annotation, biological process: regulation of transcription by RNA polymerase II.